Molecule: messenger RNA, 1722 nt
Organism: Ipomoea nil (Japanese morning glory)
Lineage: Eukaryota; Viridiplantae; Streptophyta; Magnoliopsida; Solanales; Convolvulaceae
Product: sulfoquinovosyl transferase SQD2-like
Exons: 11
Coding region: 280-1566 (428 amino acids)
Biological process (GO): sulfolipid biosynthetic process; glycolipid biosynthetic process
Cellular component (GO): chloroplast envelope
Molecular function (GO): UDP-sulfoquinovose:DAG sulfoquinovosyltransferase activity
Source: RefSeq, a predicted model, not a curated record
UUUUUUUUUUUGAAUGGAACCCUUAAUCUGGAAAUUUAAAGCUGCUUCAUACUCAAACUGAGAUUGAUACAGUUUUACUUCUCCAUCUACCUUCUCCACCUGCUCUUCUUCUUCAUGUGUACCCUUCUUGAAGUUUCUUGCUUUUCUGCUUCAAGAACAAGAGUGGUCGGGCUUUUUAAGCGUAAAGACUGAGUCUUUAAAGUGGGAGAAGCGUAAAGGGGAGGUAGAAGCUAGAAAGAGAGACCCUUUGAUGAGGGCAAGGUGACCAUUACAGAGCAUAUGGAUGAACAGGAGGAAGGCCCUUCUCCUUUGCUUGAAGCUGAUAUGAGUUCAAGGCCUAGGCGUAUUGCUCUCUUUGUAGAGCCUUCUCCUUUCUCUUAUGUAUCUGGUUAUAAGAAUCGAUUCCAGAAUUUCAUUAAAUACCUACGCGAAAUGGGGGAUGAGGUAAUGGUUGUGACAACACAUGCAGGGUUGCCUGAAGAAUUCUAUGGAGCAAAGCUAGUAGGAUCGUGGAGCUUCCCCUGCCCCUUGUACCGUAACGUGCCUCUUUCGCUUGCCCUCAGCCCUAGAAUAAUCUCUGAAGUUGUCAAAUUUAAGCCUGACAUUAUACAUUCCACUUCCCCUGGUAUCAUGGUAUUUGGUGCUCUCAUCAUUGCGAAACUCUCGUGCACCCCCAUUGUCAUGUCGUAUCACACACACGUUCCGGUAUACAUUCCAAGAUACACCUUUAGUUGGCUGGUCCAACCUAUGUGGUUAAUUAUAAAAUUUCUUCACAGGGCAGCUGAUCUUACACUUGUGCCAUCUUCCGCUAUUGCAAAAGAUCUGGAAGCUCACAAGGUAACAGAAGCUAGCAGAAUCCGUUUAUGGGACAAAGGGGUUGAUUCCGAGAGCUUCCAUCCCCGACAUUGCUCACGUGAAAUGAGAUUGAGACUUAGCAACGGGGAACCUGACAAGCCAUUGAUAAUCCAUGUUGGACGACUUGGGGUUGAGAAGAAUUUGGAUUUCCUUAGAAGGGUUAUGGAUAGGCUUCCAGACACUCGGAUUGCUUUUAUUGGGGAUGGACCAUAUAGAGAGGAGCUGGAGAAGAUGUUCUCUGGCAUGCCUGCAGUGUUUACUGGUAUGCUACUUGGGGAAGAUCUUUCUCAGGCAUACGCCAGUGGAGAUGUUUUUGUCAUGCCUUCAGAGUCCGAGACGCUAGGACUUGUUGUUCUAGAGGCCAUGUCGUCUGGACUCCCCGUGGUGGCUGCUCGUGCAGGGGGAAUCCCAGAAAUUAUUCCGGAAGACCAGCAAGGCAAGAUCGGGUACUUGUACAAUCCCGGGGAUCUUGAUGACUGUUUGAAUAAACUGGAGCCUCUUCUGUGGAGCCCUGAAUUGCGAGAAACAAUGGGAAAAGCUGCACGCGAGGAGGUGGAGAAGUAUGACUGGAGGGCAGCGACGAGAAGGAUUCGCAAUGAACAUUACAGCUCUGCAAUCUGGUUCUGGAGAAAAAAGAGAGCUCUGUUGCUUAGGCCAUUCCAAUGGCUAUUUAAGUGCUUUUUCCGGGCACCAGAAACCCAAUACAAGUGAUGAUGCCAUUCUUGGAAUUUUUUCUUUGUGGUCUUGCUAUUGAUUGCAUUGUAUUGUAUUGAAUUGAUGUAAAUUAUACUCCGGAUUAGCCAUUGUAAGCUCAGUGUCACAAAGAUUGGAAUUUGGAUCAUUUGAUUGGAAAUAUAGUUUUGAGAA